UUGCUCUAUUAUUUGUCACGUACCGUCGUGGGACUGGUGGUUUUCUCUGUUUUUGUAUUUCCUUCCCUUUGUUCAUGUGUAUUAAACAAGUGAUUGUUUGGCCUGAAACCUCUUCCUUCAAAAGCAAUAUUUUAUGUUUAAUAAUCAUCUCCUUUCCUUUCUCUCCAUUUGUUAUCUGCGUGUCAGAAUACAAGAAGAAGAGCCAGCCAUAAGGGGAAAAAGCUUUAGCCUUUAACUAAUCAUAGCACAGAAAAAAGUGAGCCAAAAAAAAAAAAAAAACUGAGAUUGGUUUUAGAGAAAUGAAUGGUCUCUCACAUCUUGAACCGGAUUACUCUGAGUUUGUUGAAGUAGAUCCAACUGGCAGAUAUGGCAGAUACAAUGAAAUCCUAGGCAAAGGAGCUUCAAAGACAGUAUACAGAGCAUUUGAUGAGUAUGAUGGGAUUGAAGUUGCUUGGAACCAGGUCAAGCUUUAUGAUUUUCUUCAAAGUCCUGAAGAUCUUGAGAGGCUGUACUGUGAAAUUCACCUCCUCAAGACACUGAAGCACAAGAACAUUAUGAAGUUUUACACUUCUUGGGUUGAUACUUCAAAAAGAAACAUCAAUUUUGUCACUGAAAUGUUCACUUCUGGGACUCUUAAACAGUACAGGCUAAAGCACAAGAGAGUUAACAUCAGAGCUGUGAAGCAUUGGUGUAGGCAGAUCUUGGGAGGGCUUUUGUAUCUGCAUAGCCAUGACCCUCCUGUGAUUCAUAGAGAUCUCAAAUGUGACAACAUCUUUGUUAAUGGAAAUCAAGGGGAAGUGAAGAUUGGUGAUCUUGGUUUAGCAGCGAUCUUAAGGAAAUCACAACAUGCUGCCCACUGUGUUGUAGGGACACCAGAGUUCAUGGCACCAGAAGUGUAUGAAGAGGCAUAUAAUGAGUUAGUUGACAUAUAUUCGUUUGGGAUGUGCGUUUUGGAAAUGGUGACUUUUGAAUAUCCUUAUAGUGAAUGCACUCAUCCUGCUCAGAUCUACAAGAAAGUUGUAUCAGGGAAAAAACCAGAUGCUUUGUACAAAGUGAAAGAUCCGGAAGUAAGGAAGUUUGUUGAGAAAUGCUUGGCAACUGCAUCUGUGAGGCACUCCGCAAUUGAGCUUUUGAACGAUGAUUUUCUCCGAAUAGAUGAAGGUGAAUAUGAUUUGAGACCAGUGAAUUACGGCAGGCAGCUUGAUGACAUUGAUCCUCUUGUAAGGCAGCCUCUUUACGAGGUUCAUCAAAGCAACAGUUCGUUUAGUAAUGAAUACUCGAAUGGUUAUGGUUUCGAUUCCCAAAACGAAUGGGGGUAUCAUCCUUUUGAGGUUGAAUCAAGUGGAAUAGAACUCUUUGAGCAUCAUGAUGAUGAUGAACAUGGUGAAGAUGUGGACAUAAGUAUUAGAGGGAAGAGAAAAGAAGAAGAUGGUAGCAUCAUUCUGAGACUUAGAAUUGCAGAUAAAGAAGGACAUAUUAGGAAGAUUUAUUUCCCAUUUGACAUUGAGACAGACACAGCACUAAGUGUUGCAACUGAAAUGGUGGCAGAGUUGGAUAUCACUGAUCAUGAUGUAACCGAAAUAGCAGAUAUGAUUGAUGGGGAAAUUGCUUCCUUGGUACCUGAUUGGCAGUCGGGGCCAGGAAUAGUGGAAUCACCGCGUUUUUCCAAUCAAAAAUUUUGUCACAAUUGUGUAUCCAACCACACCUCUAGUGGUUCCUUCAUGGAGUUUCUGUCUAAUAACCCAGGAGCUACUCAAGAUUGUACGCAUGGAUGUGCUUCAAUGCAUGGUCGUUUUGAGGAGAUUACAUAUCAAGAAGACGAGUCAAAGCAUCGUGUGACGGAGGAUAUACCAAAUGAAUCAAGCCAAUCAGACUGCCUACAUUACCAAGAAAUCUGGGGACAGCAUGAGAGUCGUGAGCUUAGUUCAGUGGGCUCUGGACAGAGCCAUUCAGAUGAAGAAUAUGAAAAAAUGAAUCAGUUAGUCACAGUCAUGCAGGAUCUUAAAUUGGACAACACCAUUGCUUCCGAUGCAAGAAAUUCUCUCCGGGAUUUAUCCAGUUCACAUCCCUUUUCCACUGUCCCUUCGAUAUACUGUGAUCUCUCAGACAAUUCUGAGCAUGAAAUUCAGAAGGAAUUGAGGUGGCUCAAAGCAAAGCACCAGAUUGAGUUGAGGGAGCUUAGGGAUCAGCAGUUAGGACUUGUCUCAAAAUCUUCAAACAAAGAACACGGGAGAGACAAUGGGAGCUUAUCAUGUCUGGUAUCAAACACCAUGAAAGGGAACAACUAUGACAGAAAUUCAACUUUUAAUUGCCUUCCUAGUCCUAAUAAGAGCUGCCCCAGUUUGGAAACCCAAAGGGUCCGAAAAUGUGAGGCGAUAUUGGAGUGUCCAGAUGCAGAAGAGGAUGAUGUGGGUACUGCCAACAGUUUCUACGCCCAAUCACAGCUGCUUCCACACUCUCUUUGCAGGACAGUUUCUCUCCCCGUUGAUGCUGUUGAUUCGUAAACUUGCAGAGGUACCACAUUUGUAUGCUUUCACCAAGUUCCAUACCAAAAGGACUGACCUUUCUUGACCUAGGGACGUGGCUCUCUGAGGAAAUGUUAUAAUGUAACAAUAUGUAUUAGUAUUUAUAUGAAUUAUGAGGGAAAAUGCAAGUUUUGAGGCCUAUAAGAUUCAUUCUGUUCAAGUCCAA
This is a messenger RNA of Rosa rugosa (rugosa rose), 2691 nucleotides long. RefSeq names its product probable serine/threonine-protein kinase WNK9. Gene Ontology annotation, biological process: intracellular signal transduction; protein phosphorylation. Gene Ontology annotation, molecular function: protein serine/threonine kinase activity; ATP binding. NCBI's taxonomy places the organism in Eukaryota, Viridiplantae, Streptophyta, Magnoliopsida, Rosales, Rosaceae. Bases 300 to 2504 code for a protein of 734 amino acids. The record is from RefSeq and is a predicted model, not a curated record. Gene Ontology annotation, cellular component: cytoplasm. The transcript is spliced from 7 exons.